GGUUUGUAAUCUUAUUUUUCCUCAUUUUGUUCAGUGUUUUUCUGAGUGUUGAGCUUUCAUUUGUGCCUCAGAUCAUUCUUCUCCUUCAUUUUCUCAUGAUGACUCUUUCUUCCCAUGCCUGUUCCUUCCUUCUGUUGUGUUCCCACAUCCCUGGCUGUCUGCUCCUCUCGUGAAUUCUGCUUUAUCACUUAAUUUCUCUUGUCUGUGCCCCAAUCCUGGCCUUCUGUGGUCUCCCUCUUCUCCAGUGCACACCUUGCCAUCCCCUCACCACCCUUGCCCCCACCCAGUGAAACCACAGCAGUGAUGCUCCUCUCCUGCCUUUCCCCUUUCUUCCCUCCAUCUCUUUUUUUUUUUUUUUCCCUCCUUUUUCUUCCACUUUUUUCUCAAGUUUGUGUAGGAUUGCUUCCCUUCCCAGACUGCCACUUUAAGCUAAGCUCAGAGGGUAUGUGCCCAUCUCAACUCCAUCUAAGCUGUGGGGUUUCUCAGGAUCACCCCAUUGUAUGGACAGCCGCAGACCUGGGGAUUGAUACUGCACAGAGUAGAGGAGGCACUGGCUAAUCAUUCCUGCUCAAGCAGCUUUAAAAAGCAUGAUUUUUAAUCCUCAUUUCCCAGUGCAAGUAGAGUUAGGUGAGACUGUUUUCCAGUUUUAGAAAAAAAUGAGACUUUGUUGCCCUACAGAGGGGGAACAAGGGUUUAUUAAAUGGUGGCAGCUGGGCAAAAUACUCACAUUUAGCUAUUUUAUGUUUUUGCAGCUAAGUUACAUAAGUGACAGGUGACAGCUCUGCUUGUCUCCUUGGGAGCUGGUAAGUGCAGAGGAGAAACUGUGUGAGGCUGCAGGUGGGGGAGAGGCAAGGUGGCUGCCCAGAUACCCCUGGUCAGUCCUUCAGCAGUAUUUUCUGAGCCAUAUUUGCUGGAUUUCUCCGCUGGCGCAGGGUUAUCCGUGAGCAAGCGGCUUCCUGGCAGGAUUCUGGGAACAACACCAAAACCCAUGACAGGCAGUGAGCAGGCUCUGUGCUCUGAGUCAGAAGUAGGCUGAGAAGAUGCGGUUCUCAAAGCACCCACCCAAGCUGGCGAAGGGGAUCUGUGCAAGAAGGAUAUUUCCAGCCUGAUGUUCGGAGCUUGGGGGGACAUUCUCCUGCAAGCCUGCUCGGCUGACUGGAUUAACUGGCUCCCGUUCAGACAGAACUUGGCAGAUCUGUUUUGCUUUUGUUGAACUUCUCUACUGCACAUCAUAAAGAUUUCCUAGAUCCAGAGGCUGCACAAAAGACACCUGAGCAGCACAAAAAUGUGACUCUGACAAGAGACUCCAGGCUUUCUGACAAGGAAUUUUCUGCUGAUCAGUUUAUAAUUUAAAUGUAUAGACAAAGAAUGCGUAGUAGUUAACUUGAAAAAAUAAGCCUUUCUCAUUAAUUAGGACUGCCAAAAAGGCAGUCACCUGAAGCUUCAAAAUGAGUGCUCCCUUAAUCCCAAACAAAUCAUGUUAUGCCCAGCUUCAGGACAACUGCAGCGAAAUAAAAAAUAAUAAUGAAAGCAUAGUGAGUGUGGGGGAUACCAAUGCCAACCAAAUUGUGGCAGAAGUUGGAAUCACUGAAGGGGAUGUUAAGAAACCUGAUUUGACAGAUGAGAGUGGGAAUAUACACCCUGGAGGAUCAGAGAAAGUUACUCAUCUGAGUAAACUUCUGACCUUCAAAGACUCGCGGACCUGUCACAGCCGUGUACAGGAAAGUAAGCUGCCCUCCACCACAAGCAGGGAAAUGGGGAAAGAUUGUAGGACCAGUGAAACUAAGGAUAUAUCGAGGCAUAUCAGGAUUAGCCGAGGACAAAGUCUGUCCAAUUUAAAAAGUAGCACAAAUGAUGCCAACCUGGAAGUUAUUUCCAAAGGUGAUGUUGACUUCACGCAGAACUUUUCUAAGGGUAAAAUGUCCAGGAAUGUGGAGAUGGAGAAAAUAAAAAGGCUUUCUUUGGGAAGACCAAGUAAAUUCUCUCCUCAGUCUGAGUCAUUCGCAAAAGACUGCGUUGGCCGUGUGUCCUGUAAACGUCUGCUUUCUGCAUCAUUGGACUCCAUUGACAGGUCACACCAUUUGAUAGGAAAUGCAGAGAAAUCACAAAAAACAUCCACAGAUCAUUUUAUUGGAAUGGUAUUUCAUCCACUUGACGAUACCUCAGAGGAAAAUAUUGUAUUUUAUUCCAAACCAGCUACCUCAGGGAACAAGAAAGUAAAUAAACUAGAAAACGUACCAAAUGUUAUCAUUGAAAGCACACUACAUACUUCUAAUUCUCAACAGUCAGCUGUUAAGCCCAGUGAGAUUCCUAGUAAGUCAGAAGCACAAUUAGGUCAGGGUGAUAAAAGCAGAAAACUGGAGCUUAAGACUGCACUAUCUGUACAAUCUAAAAAUACGUGUCAACAGAAGAUUGAGAGAAUUAUGCUGGUAGAGUUGCUGGGAUGUCAAGAAGAUGAAAAUACAGCAAUGCAGGAGCAGAAAGGCUCUGGGUCUGACACAUCAAAAUCUCAAGCAUCUCAUUUUCAAGACAUCUGUAAUAAAGUAGAGGAUCCAUUGUCAAGCCAGGUGGUAACCUAUCCUGAUGACAAAUUGCUAAGUGAUAAUGUCACCAUCAGUGAGGAAGGGAGGGGAAGCAAUGACAGUAACAACCGGGCAGCUAGUCAGGUUGAUGAGGAAUAUUUUCCUGACAAAGAAGUGGAAACAAUAUUCCCACUCAUCUGCAGUAGUAAAUCCAGUGGCAAAGUGACACCUAGAAAAAAUGAAAAUUUACAUGAGGUUGACACAGGUUGUGCUGAAGCAGUUGGUGAACAGAAAUCUCUUAUACAUAACAUUAAUCUACCUGACAGCAAACCUUUGAAAGUUAAUGAGAAUAAACUGAUGCUAGUCAAAGGAAGUACUGAGGAUGCUACUGUACCUGCUUCUGAUCUUUUGAAUCAACACGGAGCGUGCAGUGCAGAGACAGUGACAAACCAACCACCUGACAACCAUGACAGUGAUGUGGAAACCUCGAGCCUUUCAGCUCCUAGUAAAAAGACAGCUAAUGCACAGAAACUUCCUCCAGAUGAAGCACCAGAAAGCUGUAAGGUUUCGGCAAAAGCUGAUGCAUUUUUAUGUGUCCCAACCCCUGUGCGCCCGGUGGCAAUGCUGGAUGUUAAUAGUCAACCCUUGCUGUCAAACAAUAAUUUGAAGGACCUUUAUGCACUUCAUGUUGAAAAACUGUCACCCUCCUCAGUCCUACCUCCCAUUGACAGUACACAGUUGUUAAACAUAUCCCCUAAAGUGCCUAUCAAGACUGCCUGCAGCAGUGCCAUCCCAAAACCUAUCCUGGUCCACUCCAAGGGCUCCCUCACAGAUAAGGUGGAUGUGGACAGUGACUGCAGUGAAAAGCUGGAAGAAAACAUCGAGAUUAAACCUGCCAUACCCAGGCCCAAACCCGUGAGACCUAAAAUCAUCACAUACAUUAGAAGAAACCCUCGUUCAAUAGAGCAGCUCGACCCUUCGUUUACGCCAGCAGGGCUACCCUUCAGUACCCCUGCGUGUGGCAUGCCCAUCUCUACAGAACAGAAGACAUCCAACGGAGGGGAGGCGAAGCUCCCCAAUGUCCUCUACGACAAAUUUAAACCUGACCUUCAGAAGCCAAGGCUCUUCAGUUCUGGGCUGGUGGUGUCAGGAAUUAGGCCCCCGGGCCAUCACUUUGGUCCGAUGAGCGAGAAGUUUCUGCAGGAGGUGGGGGAAAGGCCUACAAAAGAUGAAUUUUGCCCUCCACCAUAUACUCAUUAUGAGGUCCCGCCAAGUUUUUAUCGAUCUGCCAUGAUACUGAAGCCACAGUUAGGACUGGGUGCAGUAUCGAGGUUACCAUCUGCGAAGAGCAGGAUUCUCAUUGCAAGUCAAAGAUCCUCAGGUAGCUGUCUCCAUCAGCAAGGAGAAAUAACGAGUGCUCCCAGCCUCUAUCAUCCUGAUGCUUCAGCUGAUCUUAAGAAAGGCUCAUGUCCAAGUGCUGCAAAGUCAAAUCUCCCCAAGCCCUGCCAGUCUGGACUUCGUCCUCCAGGUUAUUCACGGUUGCCAGCAGCUAAGCUGGCCUCAUUUGGUUUUGUCAGGAGCUCAAGCGUAUCCUCUGUCUCCAGCAACCAGUCAAACGACAGUGCUCAGAGUGAUCAAAGCAGGACAACCAACCGUUCAAGCUUUGGAAAUGAAGAGCAAACCACUCCUAAGGUAUCUGCACCUUCUAAAGAUGUCCCCAAGGGGAGCAGCAAGAGCACAACGCAGGUAUCGAGCAGCACAGCGACUCCACGCAGGAGCUUACUUCCAGCACCAAAAACUACCACAGCACCUGCUGGUCAGAAGAAAGAAGUACAAAAAGAUCAGGAUGCUAACAGACCAUCUGUCUCAUCCCCUAAGAGAUCAGCAGUAACAGCCACCAAGCUCCAUUCACCAGGACAUCCCAAGCAAAGGCCAAGCACCCCAAAGAAUGGAUUCUCCCCCAAACCAGGAGAGAGUAGAGAUGCUGAAAAACAGUUUGUUCAGAAACUGAAGGAAAAGUGUGAUGAGCAGUCCCGGCAAUUAAGCAGUAUUCAAGAUGAGCUUAAAAGGGCCAUCUGUGGCUUUGAUGUCUUUGCUAUAACAACACAGCACUUUUUCAGACAGAACGAAAAUGCCCUUGUGAAAAUAAAGGAGUUAGGAGUCGAGCUUGCAAAGAUCAGGGAUGAAGUUGCCCUCAAUACAGCGAGGUGGAAGAAACUCCAGAGCGAGAAGGAGGAGCUGGAGAGGCGCUUUGAGGAGGAGGCGAAGCAGCUGGGCAGGCAGCAGCAGGAGGAGCUGCGGGCGCUGGAGCAGCGGCUGCAGGAGGAGUACAGCAGCAAGAGGGAGAGCCUGCAGGAGCAGCACAGGCUGCAGCUGGAGCAAGUCAAACUGCAGCAUCAGGACCAGGUGGAAGAUAUCACAGCUAUACACGAAGCUGCAAUGUUACAGCUGGAAAAUAACCACAUAGUGGCCAUUACAGUACUGCGGGAUGAGAAUGACUGCAAGAUUCAAGAACUGAAUACUGCUCACAAGCUGGAAAAGGCACAAUUAGAAGAGAAUUUUGAAAAACUGCGGCUGUCACUCCAGGACCAGAUAGACACCCUCACCUUCCAGAACCAAUCUCUUAAGGCCAAAGCAGACCGAUUUGAAGAGGCACUGAAGAAAAACACUGAGGAACAACUGAAGAUUGUACGAGCUCCAUAUCUGCACUUAGAAAAAGACCUGAAGAGCUUAAAACAUGUUCUGGAAAUGAAGAAUCAUCAGAUUCACCAGCAAGAGAAGAUGAUUAUGGAGCUAGAAAAGCAGGCUGAAAAAAAUUUAAAACUGGAAGAAAAAAUCACCGUGCUGCAACAGCAGAAUGAAGAACUCAGAGCCAGGAUUGAGCAAAAUACUGUCAUAACAAGGCAAUUGUCAGAGGAAAAUGCUAAUCUUCAAGAGUAUGUUGAGAAAGAAGUGGAGGAGAAGAAGAAGCUGAGCAGGACUAAUGAAGAACUCCUCUGGAAGCUGCAGGAGGGAGAUGCCGUGAGCCCAGUGAAACUCCCACCCACAUCCUCCACUUCUUUUUAUCGCUGCUCAUCAGGGAACACUUCUCCAGCAAAAGUCAGAACCUUGCGGCGAUGAUUUGGUGCCUGCGUGCUGAAGGUCCCCUGCCUUUUAUGCAUUUCCAAUCUGCUAUAUGUUACCAUCCAAGGCAGUAUUACCAUCAACAGGCACCCAGGGCUCGUGGCUGCAAGCAUGCUCGGUAGCUGCAUAGCUUUAUACUAGGCAGGGCACUCUUAUAGUCCCCAUAAAGGAGCUCUUGGUUCUGACAUGUUGAUUAGGCUAGCAAAAAAGAUAGCAAAACCUAGGACAGCAGAAAGAUAGGAUAGCAAAACAUUUAGUUUGAUGUGCUGACAUUUUAACUAUGGUUAGAGCCAAAAGUUGGAAAAUACUAUAUUAAUGGUUCAUUAGAAUGAACUUUUGCUGCAGUAUUUCAGGUUAGUUACACAUACAGUUCAAGUUGUGAAUAUUUCUGUAUAUGUGUUUGUGUUUAUAUACAUGUACGUAUUGUACCUUUAUACUAUAUAUAGAUGCACACACAUAUAUAUGUAGUUGAAGAUGUUCUGAAUUGCAUUUUUUAUAUUAUUGGAUACUACUAAUUGCUGAUAUAUUUUCAUUACAGUCAGCAGUUUUCUAACUCGUGCCUAAGACUCGUAUCUAAACAAAACGCAUUUCUGUUUAGCCUCCCAGGAAUAUUUAUACCCAACCUAGAAGAAAGUUACACAGAAGUAGAAGCGCCUUCCAAAUGACCACCAAGUGGUACUCUAUGUAACGUGAACACCAGCGACUUUGAAAUUCUGAGACAGUACUGCCUUCGAAACCAUCACCUUUGCAUUGAACACCAGAUAGGAUACGCAUACCAUUCACUGCUUUUUAACUCUCAGCAUCGAUAUUGUAAGUGGAGGUAGGCUAGAGAUGAGAAACCCAAGGGUUUUACCAAAAUUGGUAGAGGUUACUGGUUAACAUGUUUCAAAUCUAGUGUCUUUAAAUCCUAAUUAGAUCUUAAUCUUGUUUUACCUUGUCCUGGUUUGGAUACAAUCAAAAUCUCUGGAUGUAGGUUCCUGUCAAUUUUGAUUUAUUUCAAGUCCCGUGAGCAAGAAGGAGAAAAUGAGUUGUUCAUCCUUGACUUUUGCUGGCCAAGAGGUUUCCAGUACUAGGAUGAGAUAUGGGGCACCCGCCGCGGCUCCAGCCUCCUCCCAUCUGAAACACCAAAUAGAGUACAGUGGACUACAUGCAUACAAAUGAGGUCAGAAUUUCUUUCCUUCCACACAUAUAUAUAUUAUUUCACACUGCUAAAGCUUACCCAAAGUUACAGAGCACUUUUAAGACUCAUGGAAAAGAGUGGGUAAACUACCUUUAACUUCUCUAUCUACAAGCAAAAAAAUGCACCCAGGCUUGUGGUGAUCGCUAUCCAAAGGGGUGGCGAGGCCGAGGAGCAGAAGGGGCUGCCGGGCCCUCAUGGGCACUGCUGACAAGAAAAGUCAUAUCCCCGAGUAUAAUUUUUAAAAGUAAAAUAGAUCUAUGGGAUGCUUUCCUAUCUAGCUGGAGGCAAAGACCUUGUGUACAUUCCUCCUCUGAGCACCGGGGUAUGGUGAUGUUACGUGCAGCAAACUCCCAGGGUGCAGGAGCGCUGCAGGGAGGGCAGCUCUCUACCCGGGUGUUUGGUGGCACCAGGACACCCUGCUUGGGCAGAGGUGGGAUUGCUGAGCCCUGACGUGCUGCUCAAAUGGGAGCCAUGCUUCAGCUUUCCUGGGAACUGCUCAGAAUUCACAGACUGCAGCUUAGAUACAGCAUCAAUCACCAUCAAAGCACCUGUGGCCUGUUCCACAACAGUUAAAGAAAAAAAAAGUUAUUUCUUUCUCCUUUUUAGAGACAUUUAUUUUUGUAGCAGCUUUGCAUGGUAAUGUGAUACUGAGUAAAUUGAGCAACUUGUUAGAAUAGAUCAUGCCACACCAACUGCUACUGUUGAAAUGCAUUACUAGAUUUUAGCCUGUCCAGCAAGUACAACCUGAAAGUAGGAUACAUGCAUACAAAGCUUCUCCUUGCCAAGUACAAUUUUAAUCACUUUCAUGCUUGCUAAAUGUGCCAAUAUCUGCAAUGCCUACUGCAUUGUCAUGUUGCAGUCUGCCCAUAUAAUUCUGAUACAACGAGGUCAUAGGGUGAUAGAAUAGUUUGGGUUGGAAGGGACCUUCAAAGGUCACCUAGUCCAAACACCACUGUCAUGGGCAGGGUCAUCUUUCAAUAGAUCAAAGCUCCAUCCAACCUGACCUUGAACACUCCCAGGGAUGGGGCACCCACAGCUUCUCUGGGCAGCCUGUUCCAGUGCCUCACCACCCUCAUGGUGAAGAAUUUCUUCCUUAUAUCUAAUCUAAAUCUACCGUCUUUCAGUUUAAAGCCAUUACCCCUAGUCCUAUCACUAAAUGCCCUUGUAAAAAUCCCCUCUCCAGCUUUCUUAUAGACCCCUUUUAAUACUGAAAAGACACAAUAAGGUCUACCUGGAGCCUUGUCCAGGAUGAACAACCCCAACUCAGCCUCUCUCCAUAGGAGAGGUGUUCCAGCCCUUUGACCAUUUUUGUGUCCCUUCUCUGGAUCCACUCUGACAGGUCCAUGUCUUCCUUGCACUGGGGGCCGCAGAGCUGGACACAGUACUGCAGUUGGGGUCUCACCAGUGCACAGCAGAGGGGCAGAAUCACCUCCCUUGACCUGCUGGCCACGCUCCUUUUGAUGCAGCUCAGGAUACAAUUUGCUUUCUGGGCUGCAAGUGCACAUUGCCGGCUCAUGUCCAGUUUCAUCCACCAGUACCCCCAAGUCCUUCUCGGCAGGGCUGCUUUCAACCCCUUCAUCUCCCAGCCUGUAUUGAUACCAGGGGUUGCCUCAGACGAUGUGCAGGACCUUGCACUUGGCCUUGUUGAACCUCAUGAGGUUUGCAUGGGGCCACUUCUCAAGCUUGUCCAAGUCCCUCUGGAUGGCAUCCUAUAACUCAUGCUUGUUGACUGCACCGUUUGGUUUGGUUUGGUUUGGUGUCACCCACAAACUUGCCGAGGGUGCACUCAAUCCCACUAUGUCAUUGCUGAAGAUACUGAACUGCACUGGUCCCAAAACAGACCACUGAAAGAUACCACUUGCUGCUAAUCUCUUUUUGGACAUUGAGCCCUUGACUGCAACUCUUUGGAUGUGGCGACCCAUUAAACCCAUUUCUCUCCAAUUUAGUGACAAGGAUGUGGUGUGGGACUGUAUCAAAGGCCUUACAGAAGUCCAGGUACAUGGUAUCAGUUGCUCAUCCCUUAUCCACCAACAAUCAUACACCAACAAUCAACAUCAUAGGCCACCGGAUUAGUCAGGCUGACUUGGUGGUUUCUAGGGUCCUCCUUUAUACCUUUUUAAAAAUGGAUCAUAUGAUACAACCAGAGUUGUUACUGUCACACUGAUCUAAACUUUUCCAUGCUAAACACACUAGAGCCUGUUACUGGCCUGGGAUGAGGUGGCUGAGCCUGUCCUUUUUUAAUUUAUUUGUUCUUUCCCUCUAUUAUUGGUACUUUCCUUAUCACUUUGUUGGUGUAAACUCAUAUACAAGAGAUGCUUCCAGCAGUGAAUUGGGAGUGGGGCUUUUACGGUGGGAAAACUGGGACCAAUCCCAGCUCCACCAUUAUUUGGUAUCAUUGCCAAUCCUUUCUCGUCUAAUUUUUGCCUCCCAAUCCUGCCUUUCACAGGAUUCUUCCUUGGCAUGGCCCCUGGGGUCUGCCCAAUCGCUAGCGAAUCUGCAGGAAGUUUUGCCUGACCAGAAGGGACCCAGCAACCCAUCCCUGUGGGGAUGUGAAGGGUGGUUCCUUCUGGUGCAAGCCCAGAAACACAGACUUUUUCCCCCAAAAAAAGGUCAUUCCUUUUUCCUGCUCUUCCUCUGUCCUAUCCCUCCUUGUCUCUGCGUGUUGGAGCAGGUGUGAAGGGGGAUGGAGACCUGAGUGCAUGGCCAAGCCGGUGACCCUGGUUCUCACCAGGCAGCUGCGAUGGUGCAUGGUGAGCUUGGCAUUCACAGCGUUGUGGGGGCCACAUCUCUAGUCCCUGCUCCCUGGCCAUCCCUGCUCAAAGAUGAGCAACGGGAAGCUUUUGCUUUUGUGGGGCUGUAGACUUCCCAAGCGCCAUGGCCACUGCUGGGGCUUUCCUGUUUUGCUGGGUAGGGUGCCCUUUCCCAGCAGAGGGAAUGCAGCCAGCACUGAGCUGGGUUUUAUUGCCCUGGUGUCUUUGAAAAGGAGAUGUUCGAUUUGGUUAAUCUUUAUUCAAGGCAGAAGCUGCAGCGGCAAUAAAACCAGCCUACAGUUGCUCUGAAGGGGGUCCCACUGGGAGUGGGUAACAGCCCAGGGACAGCAGGAGAGUCAGCAGCGAGCAGGGGCACAGAGAGCUGCUGGAAAACUCCGUUUUUCUGCAGGAAAGCUCCAUUCAGCCCCCUUGGGACGGCACCUCCCGCAGCUGGUGGCACAGAGAGGUUAUCUUGGCAGAUGCACAACCGCGAAGACUUUUGGUGGUGGUGGUGGGCAGCGGGGGCAGGGGGAAGGAAAAACUGUCAAGUGCAAAAUCAGGUAUUUUACGUCUCUGCACUGAUGGUGGUUGUGUCCCAUGGACACGCUGAGGAGCCUCUGUACAGUUUCCCACACAGCAGGAGUUCUGUAGUCCCAUUUACUAUGUGGCUAAUGAUUACAGGAAGAGUUUGUAUUAUUUCAGUUAUGAUGUACAGAUAAGUGUAAUAUAUUCCUGAUAAUAAAUACAUGUGCCAGCACACACAUGGGCCAAUGCAUACAAA
This is a messenger RNA of Columba livia (rock pigeon), 10356 nucleotides long. RefSeq names its product microtubule associated scaffold protein 2 (gene MTUS2). The record is from RefSeq and is a predicted model, not a curated record. Gene Ontology annotation, cellular component: cytoplasm; nucleus. The coding region runs from base 1449 to 5642 and encodes 1397 amino acids. Gene Ontology annotation, molecular function: microtubule binding. The transcript has 15 exons. Lineage: Eukaryota; Metazoa; Chordata; Aves; Columbiformes; Columbidae.